Molecule: messenger RNA, 1610 nt
Organism: Nomia melanderi (Alkali bee)
Lineage: Eukaryota; Metazoa; Arthropoda; Insecta; Hymenoptera; Halictidae
Source: RefSeq, a predicted model, not a curated record
CUUUCGGGUCCACCUGAAGCCUCUCAUGAGGGACGCCUGCUUUUACAUGCUGUCUGUGUGCUGGAUCAGCUACGUCGUGCGAGACGAGACUAUCCACCUCUGGGAAGCUUUUAUUUUUGUCUCUGUUGCAGGCUUCGUUUUAUGCUACGUAAUCUUCAUUGUGCUGGUGGUAUUAAUGCAGAUACACGACACCAGGGAGGAAAAGCUGAAAAGCAGGAUCCCAAGUGUAUCGGAUCCAGACGUCCUGCGCACUUACUUGGCGAACAAGGACGUAGCCGCGAUUCCUAGGAUUCCCGUGAGGCCACGCGCAUUCGGUCUGCGUGCUAAACUCGACGUUGCAAUCGCCGCCGAAUUGAAGAGAGAGGGGUUCUUACAUAAAUCAUCGUUAGCGGAAGAUGAACAGCCAGAAAUGGAAGAAGACACUGGCAGGCCGGAGGGACUUUACAAUGAGUUCCUUUACGAUAUCACGCCGAUAGGCGAAGAGGACUGGAAAAAUGCGAACCUGAUUUUCAAAUUCAUUUUAAUUACCCGCGCACCUGCCAUGUUUCUGCUACAAUUAUUUAUCCCACUUGUGAACACGACUGCCGCAAAGAAAGGCUGGUCCAAGCUGCUAAAUUGCUUCCAGCUGUGUGUGACACCGACGUUGGCAUUGUUUCUAUUAAACGUCUGGCAUGGUCAUAUUGGCCCCGUUCCAAUCCUACCGAUAUUCCUCGUUACCGGCACGGUAAUUGGUGUAAUUGUAUUCCUUAAAACCAACGUGGACCGCGUACCUAAGUAUCACAAUGCUUUCGCAUUUUUUGGAUUUCUGGCCGCCAUGCUGACGGUCUAUUUGGUUGCCGGGGAAGUGAUGGCAGUCCUCCAAUGCGUCGGAUACGCUUUCAGUAUAUCAGACGCCAUGCUCGGUAUCACGUUCCUUGCAUGGGGUAACAGCGUGGGCGAUAUGAUAUCAAACAUCGCCAUAGCUAAACAGGGAUUUCCACGGAUGGGAUACGCGGCUUGUUUCGGCGGGCCGAUGUUUAAUACACUUUUGGGAUUAGGCUUAACUUAUGGAAAGGACGCCAUGAAGCACCCAAAUCACCGCACGCGCAUGAGAAUGAGCGACAUGGCGCCCGGAAGCUUCACUUACCUACUCUUCUCGUUAUUAAUAACUAUCAUUUAUUUAAAUAUUACUGGCGCAAUCGCUCGCAGAUCGUACGGUUUCCUUUUGUAUACAUUAUACUUCACGUUCAUUCUGAUUCAGUUUUUUAGCGAGUUUAAAAUAAUUCAUCCUCUCGGCACUGACCAUCGCCCGGAUGACGUUAUAGAAUAAAUUAAAUAAUUUGAAUAAAACAGGUUGUUCGAUAUGUUCUGGUUGAAUUUUUAUUUAGAUAAUAAUCAUGUGAAUGUUGUGUACAAUAGUUUGGAAGUCUAGAACGUUAUAAAAUUGUUAUAUAGCUUAAUAAUUGUUAAUUAGUUAUUGAAGAUGAGUGUGUAAUUCGUUUUGUACGGAAACCGUCAAGUCUUGUGAAUAAGAGAUUUCCAGUUUCAAUAAAAUAAAGGUAUAAAGAGGAAUGAAAUGUUCUAAAGGAUUGAAUCUUUCUAUUCGUGAAUAUGAAAACAAAAAUCUACAG